CCACUCUUCCGCCUCCCACGCCGCCCGCGAAAGACGAGCGAUAUCAGCACCAGCCAUCCUACCAGCCGCAGUAUCUGACCCCGACCCCUGGCCCUUCAUGGUACCAGACAGGGCACGCGGAGCCUGCGGCACCUGAGGGUAUUCAGCAGAUUACCCAGCAGCUUGCACACAUGAGUGCGGCGGAGCGUUCGCGAAAUCUGCGCGUGCAGCAUAUGCACCCGAUACUGCAGUUCAUGGCGGGCCCACUGUUGCGGUAUGAUACGGUUGAUGCAGAUGGUGUAUGGCAUGGUGCGGCCAUGAUUGUCACUGCCGACGCUGGUUCCGUGUAUGAGCCCUAUCCUAGUCUGACGUACUCGUGGGACCCUGACUCUCCCAUACGACCGACGAGGACACGCUCACAGUCUUCUGCACAGCGGAACGGCACAUCGUUCGACCUAGGCCCUCACCCCGCCGAUCCGCUGUCGAUGGUCCAGCCUGCGACCAAUGAGGAUUUCUACGCGCACAGUCCGAACGCGCUCUCGCAGACUGUCCCGGGCCAAGAGAUCUGGGUGUACUGCGGCGCAGGUGGCACCUUCACCUUCUGGCGGUUUAUGAUCCACAUACCCCUCGGACCGACCGAGAUGCGUGUGUCAUACAGCUUGAACAAUGGCCAACAGAUGAGCUUCUUUGUGCCUGGCCGCGGCCAGAACAUGCGUUGGGCAGCGUACUCAUGCAACGGCUUCAGUGCGGGCAUAAAUCCCGACGACUUCCGUGGACCAGGCUUCCAGAGCGGGUAUGACCCUGUCUGGGUCGACCUCCUACAAAAGCAUGCCGAACAGCCGUACCACGUGCUCGUUGGCGGUGGCGAUCAGCUCUAUUGCGACGCGCUCGUGCGUGAGCCUGAAAUGCAGGACUGGAUGAAUACCAAGGCGCCCGAGAGGAAGAAGACGUACACCCUCACGGACGAUAUGCGCUUCGCAAUUGAUAGGUUCUACUUUAGUCAUUAUUGUCAGGUCUUCCGGAGUGGUGCAUUUGCAAGGGCGAAUAGUUCGAUACCCAUGUUGAAUAUGCUUGGUGAUCACGACUUAAUUGACGGAUUUGGAAGUUAUCCCGACGACUUAAUGAGAUCCCCCGUAUUCUCGGCGAUUGGUUCCCGAGGAUACUUCUUCUUCCUCCUAUUCCAAUGCUUCAUAAAUGUGGAAGUUGACGGCAGAGACACGACAAGACAUCCAUUCAAAUCAGUUGUCAUCGGCGGUGAUGGCCCCUUUGUGCCCUAUCCUUCGCACUCGUUCGUGUCGUACUUGGGUCCUCAGGUGUACAUGCUUUUACUCGACUGUCGGGCAGAACGGAAAAAGGACCAAGUCUGCAGUCCGUACGAGUACAAAACCAUGUUCGACCGAAUAUCGCGCCUUCCACCACAGGUGGAGCACCUUGUAGUGCAACUUGGGAUCCCUAUCGCCUACCCACGAAUGGUCUUUCUCGAGACCGCGCUCGAAUCAAAGCUUAACCCACUGGUUGCUUUAGGCAGGGCGGGCUCGAUGGGCUUAUCCGGAUUUGUCAACAAGUUCAAUGCGGACGCAGAGCUUCUAGAUGACCUGAACGACCAUUGGACGGCAAAAUCACACAAGAAAGAGCGCAACUGGUUCAUUGAGCAGCUACAGCAAUAUGCGCGUCGCACGCGUACACGUAUCACGUUCCUCUCUGGGGACGUACACUGUGCUGCUGUGGGCGUGCUCAAGACGCUCGUGAAAGGCAAAAAUGCUCAAGAGGUUCCGCCGCCGAUGGACCACCGGUACAUGCUUAAUGUCGUCACCAGCGCGAUCGUGAACACGCCGCCUCCGAACGGCGUGCUCACGCUCGUGUCAAGCCUGGCGACAAAGACGCACCGGACACUGCACCACAUGAGUACGGACGAGACGAUGGUGCCGCUUUUCACUCAGGAACCGAAUGGCGGCUCGCCAAAGAGUAAAUACAUCAUGGGCCGCCGAAAUUGGUGCGGUGUCGUUUGGGAUCCAAGCAACGGGAACCUCGUGUUCGAUAUCCGGGUCGAAAAGGAGAAGGGCUUUGGGGAAACUAUCGGCUAUGUUGUCGAUGCGCCUCCGCCGCGGUGGUCGUGAGGUCGUAUCCUUUCUUCUGAGUCUUUGUAGCGUACGUAUGGCACGUUGGCAUGAUACCUGUGCCGGAAGAGUUGCAGCUGCAGCCAGACGCCCCGCGGUAGCCGUCAGUUGAUACUAAGUCUAUUAUGCGUUGAUUGAUCCGUGUGUUGCAAUCAAGGAGCAGAGGCGAGGAUCUGCUGUAUUU
Molecule: messenger RNA, 2280 nt
Organism: Phanerochaete carnosa HHB-10118-sp
Lineage: Eukaryota; Fungi; Basidiomycota; Agaricomycetes; Polyporales; Phanerochaetaceae
Exons: 18
Coding region: 171-2096 (641 amino acids)
Cellular component (GO): membrane
Source: RefSeq, a predicted model, not a curated record